Cantharellus anzutake is the source of this 3270-nucleotide messenger RNA. RefSeq lists its product as uncharacterized. The record is from RefSeq and is a predicted model, not a curated record. The transcript is spliced from 11 exons. Lineage: Eukaryota; Fungi; Basidiomycota; Agaricomycetes; Cantharellales; Hydnaceae. Gene Ontology annotation, cellular component: nucleus. Gene Ontology annotation, biological process: DNA-templated transcription; regulation of DNA-templated transcription. Bases 307 to 2955 code for a protein of 882 amino acids. Gene Ontology annotation, molecular function: DNA-binding transcription factor activity, RNA polymerase II-specific; DNA binding; zinc ion binding.
CUUCGACUAUCUAGGGAAAAAAAAAAUCAGAUCAACUCGUGUUGCGGAAGGGGAACCUUUAGCGCUAGCCUGGAUGUUGCGUUUUCUCCGUCAUAAUCGUGUUGUUCGUGUGUCAAGUGCGGCUCUGGCCUCACCUUUGCUCUUCUUCUUUGCUUUAUCGGAUAUACAGUCCAUUUUUGAAUACCAGGUCCCAGAAAUCCAACAAUCACGGCCACUCCGGCGGCAUCUGGCUUAUAGAUUCCAUAAACAACUCAUCCCUCUGUUCCUCUCCCUUCUCUGCCUCUCAUCUCUCCAUCUCCAGAAUUAAUGAUGACUUCUCGUACUCCGCCGGAUUGGGACCCCAACAAUCCUCCUCCACCCGAGGAGUGGACCCAGCGUCCCACAAAACGCAAACGACUGCUCAAAGCAUGCUCACAGUGCCACAAGUCCAAACGUAGAUGUGACGGCUUUGGUCCCUGCCAGAAUUGCGAAUUCGCAGGCAAGCAAUGCGUGUACCUUGACACAUCUGGGAGAGAGAUCAGCCCCCCUCAUGGCAGACAUCCCAUCACCGAAAGACUACCAUCGAGUCUGCCGUCCUCUUCACAUCCUAUGGAAUCCACCCGACGGGGACCCUCUGGAUCGAUUGCAGCUAAUAUCGUACUUAGCCCUCCCGAGUCCCUCAACAGUGCCACGCCUUCCACUUGGAGUGACUCCAGCGUGACCUCCCUCAGGGCCCCAAUUGACCGAAGUGCCUCUCUUGUUACACGUGAAGAUUUGGGUAUCGACGCUGUGCUCUGUCGGGAUCUUGUCAAUAUAUUCUUCUCAAAAGGUUUCCCUUACAACAACAUUUUCCACCGGCCAUCCUUUCUCAAUGAUCUCGCCAAUGGACUCAUCCCGCAUUACCUUCUUCACGCAAUCUUUGCUUUGGCGGCGCCUCUCUCCAACUCGCCAACGAUUCGCAGACCUCCCGGCCUUUCCCCGUACGAUGAACCUCCUCCCCCCUGGAAGCUAGGCGAUAGGUUUGCUCAAGCUUCACUUAACGCCUUGCGCAGUAUUUCCAGGGCGGAAGACGGGGAGAUCAGGGCGGAGGACCACCCAGGACACGAGCUUGAGCUCGCCCAGACGCUUCUCUGUCUAUCCCUCAACGAGUCCACGGUUCGGAGGAAAAACAAGUUACCACACCAUCACGAAAUCUUGCACUCCUCACUGCGCAUAUUGAUUGAUCUCGAAGCGCAUGACUGGGGCUUGGGUGAGGAAGAACCCACUGCUACGGGGUACGGACAAAGCCUUCCGGGUCACCUCGGUUCAAGCUCUCGCCGUAAUACUUCUUGGUCGUCAUCUUCACCAACUGGGACAUAUGCGUCUGAUGAUGCUCAUCGCGAAAAAAAGAAACAAAGAUACAUAUGGAGUCGAAGAGAAGCCUAUCGUCGAACUCUCUGGGUAUCGCAGUUCGCCCACAUGCUCGCGACCGCCAUUUGUGUCCUUCCAAUGUGCUUUCGAGACCUGGAUGUACGCCUGCCGUUGCCAGUAAACGAUGGGGCCUUCGAUUUGAUGGAACCUGAAGAUACCAUUCCUGCACCCAAUCACUUGGCCGACACGCAACGAAUGUACAUUUCAGAGUUGGGGCACCUAAUUCGUGUAGCCGCCGUUUACGCACGAGUCAUUGGUUUUGUAGCGUGUAUCCGUGAUGCACGGCAGAAGGCAUUCGAUGCGGGCGAAGACUAUGGCUCUUGCUCCUUCCGCGAUACCUUCCUGUUCUGCAGGGACCACCUUGAGAGAUGGCGGCGCUCGUUGCCUAAUGAGUUACAAUUCAAUGAAGCAAAUAUCAUUAUACAGCUGUCGAAUUUUGAUUCUGGUAUCAGCCAUUCGGGAUUUUUGUAUGCCUUCAUGCAUGCUCUAGCGCAAUGCGCCAUACUUUCAUUAUACGCCGCUCUCGAAGUGAACCUGGAUUAUGAUGCUGUGGAGGAGUUUGCACCUCUUCGUCGCAGGGCUCACGACACCUUAUUGAAUAUUCUGGAACGCCUAGGCCCGCGUGGUCGAUUCUCAAUUUGCCUGGCCUCAUUGCUGGUUCACGUGGGAGGCCAUGGUCUCCCUCUCGAUGAGCUUUCAGUUAUGCGAGCUAUCAACGAUCCGAGAGCACGUCCACUUCUUGAGGAGUACGAAAUGAACUGGGGUGUUGCACCGUAUGACCUUUUGAACACCCAAUUUCGGACCAAAUGGAUAAAACCGGUUCUAUCCAUCAACGCCUACAGCAGCCCCGACAGCGUGAACGGCCCACCUCUAAGUGGAUCUGUGUCCCCCACAGCCCUUACUACAAAUGGCUUGACUCAGCACGGAUGCUUUUCGUCAUGCGAUGAGAAUAAGCACGUCGCGUGCCGAACGCGCUUCACGAGGCGAAAGGUUCGAUAUGUUUCAUUGGAAAAUGGCCAACGCCCGACGGGACCCCAAUUCUUCCUUCCUUCGUAUGAGCCAGAACUGACUCUACCUGGAAAUGCCGCCUCCGCCCCGCGCGGCUCUCGUCCCAGCGACACCUUCUCGAACCUGACUUUGCCGCCAAUCCGGAAUGCAUCAAGCGCUAAUAUCACCCCUGCGCCACCGCCCUCCACCCUGCACGAGCCUUUCCGUCAACUACACCCCCUUCCCGUACCCGGCCCGACACUUCCAAUUAGCACUCCCCGGCCAUUUGACAAUUCGACAAGAGAUUUUCGACCGCCAAAUCACACGCUUCCUUCACUUGUUCGGCCCGUGCCCACGUCAGAGCCAUUCCCGAGCUCUGGCACGUCUCCAGUAGCUCACCAAGGGCCCAAUCUAGGUCAUGCGUACGAGCAUCCACAUCAACAGCGUCAACCAUCUGGCCCACCCAGGAUGCCGUGGCCAGGUGCACCGUCAAGCGGUUCAUCUGCAGCAAGUUCUUCAGCAACUCGGGCUCGAGCUCCAUCUUCAUUCGAUGAUCGGCACUUUCAGGGACGGGGGUGAAAGUCAAUUUUUGUGAGAAUGGACCUGCCUCGCGCCUGGUUACCCGCUCUUACCCUAUCAUUUUCCCAUGAUAAGAAACAAAACAAAACAAUCCAAAAAAAAAAAACUAAGCUAUUAUGUUAAAGUUUCAGCGGUUCUUGAUUUUAUCUUUGCCGCGGCAGGUUCUGUCUCUGAUUGUCAGGCACACGCGAGCCUUCUUGUUUCGUCAUGGUCAGCCGCGGAAGCCAAUCCCGCGGAAACGGGAACGGUAAAGCCUACGGCUGGAAGAUAAUGGAUUUCUUGUUUUAAUUUUUUCAUUCCUUCUUGAUCUCGGUA